Anopheles coustani is the source of this 2891-nucleotide messenger RNA. RefSeq lists its product as uncharacterized. The transcript has 14 exons. The coding region runs from base 1 to 2538 and encodes 845 amino acids. NCBI's taxonomy places the organism in Eukaryota, Metazoa, Arthropoda, Insecta, Diptera, Culicidae. The record is from RefSeq and is a predicted model, not a curated record.
AUGGCCGAAGACUUGGCUGAUCAAAUUGACGAUUAUAUCUGUGUAUUUGAAGGAGCCGGUGACCUAACGAUGGAUACGUUCGUAAUGCUACUGUUCGCGCUGAUCGUGGUAGUGAUCUCGCUGGUGUUUGUGACGAAGCUGAUCUACGACAAGUACGUCCUGCGCAAGGGCGUCACCGGCAGCUCGGGCGUCGCGGCCGACGCUGGUAGCGUCGCCGGCGGCGUCGGCGUCGGCAUCUCCGGGGCUACUUCCGGCGCCGUGUCGUCCGGGGCGUCGGCGGCUGCCGUGGCCGGUGGAACGCGCGUGUCCGAGCCGAAGGAGGUGCUCACCUCCAAGAAGGACGCGAUCCUCUCUCAAGUCCGCAAUGGAGGCGGUGGUGGUGGUGGUGCACGGAUGGGCGGUGGUUUCGGUGGCGGAACUGGCGGUGGUGCCACGAUCGCCCGUAAGCGCAUUUCCCGCAUGAGUCCCGGACCGGAGCUGACGCAGAAGAAGCGUCCGGUGAUCCCCCCGUCGAACAUCAAUGGAACUGACCCGCAAAUUACCCAGUGGGCCGUCCAUCUGUUCCGCUGGCUGUACUCCGACCUGGUGGUGGUGAACAAGUUGCUGCAGGACUGGGUGUCGUCGGUCAACACGGCACUGCUGACGCACGUCGAGCAGCACGAGAUGAUCGUCGAGAUUGUGCGGGUGCUGCCCGAAAGCCUCCCGCCGAACCUGUCCAGCAUCCUGUGCGAGGCCACCGAGCAGCCGAACGAGGUGGAGCUGCUGUUCGACGUCGACACCACGCCCGUCCUGCAGAUCAAGGCGUUCAAGUCGAACAACCAGAAGACGGAGGUGUCCCACUACAAGGCGACCAUCUCCCGGCUGAAGUCGCGCGUCAGCGUGAUCGUCAACUACUUCGCCCUGAAGGGAGAGAUGAAGCUCGAAGGAUAUCCGGAUAUAAAGAUUCACUUGAACAGCAUCGGCCCGCUGAAAACCGCGAACGCUCAGGACGAGAAGAAGCAGAUCGAUCUCAUCACGGAACUGCUGAUCGGUUCGAUCCGGGAUGUGGUCUACCCGGUUGACUUUUCGAUCUACUCCACCUGCCCCCGACUGAUGGGCGAGGAGUCCGAGGAGGUUACGUCCGACUAUGGAUACGGUGGCUACAACGAUGGAUAUCGUGCGUACCAGGACGAUCCGUACGGUGGAGGUUUAUCUGCGUCGCCAAGGAAAUUGCUAGUCAAAGUGCUGAAGGCCGAAGGACUUCUAAAGUGCACGCAACCCUUCUGCGUCAUCGAGAUGGACGAGCCAGCCCAAAAACACCAGUCCGCAUCCAAGCCGGGGCAAAACCCUUACUGGGACGAGUCUUUCUUGUUUGAUCUGUCGAACCACUCCACCGAACUCCUGUUCGAGGUGUACGAUACCGUAGCAGUAGCUGGUGGCCAGAAGUUCCUCGGUUUGGGCCUGGUAGGCAUCGACGAGCUGUCCAACGGUCCGGCUACGACGCAGAUCCUCGAGCUGCAACCCCGUCCAUACGAAACGGAAACCAUUACCGGUUCACUAACGGUUGAGUUUGUUUUCAUCGAUUCGCCGCCGGUUCCUGCCGCUCGACGGCAGUUCCCCCAGCAGCCCUUCCAAACGAACGGAAUGUCCAAUUUUGCUCGAGAUGCCGUCACGAGUACGCCGGGCGGGGCCAACGCCAGUCUUUCGCUGACCAACGGCACCCUCGGUUCUCCCACUUCCCCCUCGAAGCUGUCCAACAAGGCGCAGACGAUGGCGGAACGAAACCAGCGGUUCCAGGCAGCCGAAGCGAAUCGAAUGAAUAAUUCCUUCCUAAAGCCUUCGGCCGGCGGAAUGAUGGGUGGUCUGAAAUCGGAAUCCACGCCUGCCUCACCGGCCCUCUCUUCCGCUUCCCAAUCGAUGACGGCCAGCCUGAGCAACAGUGCGCCGGUGAGCGUAAACGCCCAGCCGGUGAAGAAACCGCGAAACAUCUUCGGCACCCUACGAAACAAACUGACCCCGUCGAAGAAGUCGAAAUCGCUGGACGUUCCCCAGUACAGCCCGACCGGUCCGGGAGGUAACGUGCGCAGCGCAUCGUCCACGCUCAGUCGAGAAUCAUCGCUCGAUCAAAGAUCGAACAUUUUCCGCAACCUAUCGCGCAAAUCGUCCAUCUCGGAGUCGUCCGCCAUCUCCGGCCUUUCGACGGGAAGCGGACGAACGUACGUGCACGAGGAAUCGACGCUGCUGCUCGAGACGACCGAGAACAAUAUCGUACGCCACUAUCUGGUCCCGCUGGAGGUGGCCACCAAGCAGAAGAACUGGAAGCGCAAGGGCACCAAGCUGCAUGUUUACAAUGACCAUACGUUCGUUGCGAAACACAUCCCGGGGGGACUCCUUUGCUUCGUCUGCAACCGUAGCAUACCGCGGCGCCCGGGCAAGCAGGGCUACGAGUGCCGGGACUGCGCCAUCCAGUGCCACAAGCCGUGCCACGUACGUGCACCGCAAGCCUGUCCAAAUCCAAAAAUUCUGUCGAUGCAACUAUUACGGUGGCCAUGGACAUAAAUGGGAGCGUGGACACAUACGAUACAAAAAACAAAAAACAGAAAUCAAAGAAGAAAACGAAACCUCGACGAUCAGCGAAAGGCUGCGAUACACAUCAGCUGCCAAAGGAGCAUUUAGGACACAACAGAAGGACCACAAACUCACUCUCAGCGUGUCUCUGGAACUAUUAGGAACGAAACCAAUUGGAGUCUGGAGAUUGUUUGUGUGAAUGAUGAAGGAACAGAAACUGAUAAUGAGAUAACAUCCUUUAAACAACAAAAAAGGCUAAUUUAAGCGCAACAAAAAAAAAACAAAACUAACGAACGCUUCCACUUACGAUUUCAGCUUCUGCUUUUUUUUAACUCUCAUUACUA